CUCAUCGCUUUAGUUCAAGACAGUGCUAAAGUGCACCUUCCGUAACUAACCCCCCUCCCCUCCCCACAUACACUUACACACUAUCUGUUUUAGCUUUAACAUAGCCUAGCAAAGUUAAUCUGUCCCCUCACUAGCCAGCAACGUAUCUGGGCCAGAUAAACGGCUGAAGGAGCGGGUUUACAGCCUAUCACCGCGCUUUCAUGUCUCGUUUGUUCCUGGCGCAGUCACCCUCUGUCAGCUGUCCUGUCCCCCGACUCACAGGCAGGUAAACACCGGCCAGCCCCAUGAAGACUCCGCCGCUGUCCCCUCACACAUGGAGGACAAACAGCUGAAAAUCACACAGGAGCCGCGUGGAGCGAGAGGCACCAUGAAUCUCUUAGCCCUUGCUCCAGUGGUAGCCCUCCUCCACUGACCUCACCUCCUCCUCUUCCUCCCCAUCUCUUCCCCCCACUUUACCUCUUACAGCUUCCCCUCUUCCCCCACACUCCCUUCCUCACUACCUCACGUCUUUGACCACUCCGCCCCUCCUACAUCAUGGCAGGUGAGAAAGGGCCAACCAAGCGGAGCGCCAUGGACAUCAAACGCCUGGCGAGCCUCAUCCAAAGAGGGACAGGCCGUUUGUUGGUGAUCGACAGCAGGACGUUUUCUGAGUACAACGCAUCGCAUGUGCAAGGCGCCAUCAACGUCUGCUGUUCCAAGCUGGUGAAGAGGCGACUGCAGCAGGACAAGGUGUCGGUCACUGAGCUGCUGCAACCUAACGGCAAGGUGAAGGUGGAGCUGGGCAGGAAGCAGGAAGUGGUGGUUUAUGACCAGAGCUCUAAAGAGGCAGGGCAUCUGUCCAAAGAUGGCUUCAUGCACAUUCUCAUGGGAAAGUUGGAGGGCACCUUCCACAAAGUCUCCCUGCUCACCGGAGGCUUUGCUGCUUUCUCCUCCUGUUUCCCUGGCCUGUGUGAAGGGAAGCCUGCCACUGCUCUGCCUAUGAGCUUGUCCCAGCCCUGCCUGCCUGUGGCUAAUGUAGGACCCACUCGCAUCCUGCCACACCUUUACCUGGGCUCACAAAAGGAUGUCCUCAACAAGGAUCUGAUGGCUCAGAAUGGUAUCACCUAUGUCCUGAAUGCUAGCAACACCUGCCCCAAGCCAGACUUCAUCAGUGAGAGCCACUUCAUGCGAAUCCCAGUUAAUGACAACUACUGCGAGAAGCUGCUUCCCUGGCUGGAUAAAACAAAUGAAUUCAUUGACAAAGCUAAGGUGUCAAACUGCAGAGUCAUUGUGCACUGCCUGGCUGGAAUCUCGCGUUCAGCAACCAUCGCCAUCGCAUACAUCAUGAAGACAAUGGGCUUGUCAUCGGAUGAUGCCUACAGGUUUGUAAAGGACCGAAGACCUUCCAUAUCCCCUAACUUCAACUUCUUGGGUCAGCUCCUGGAGUUUGAGAAAGAUCUGCGAUUACUGCAAGCUUUAACUUCCUCCCCUGACGACAAGAUCUCUGAAAACAGCAAGCAAAGCUCUGAGGUGAACGGAAUCAGCACAGGUUUUGAGAUGAACGGCCACCGCAGCAACUGUGACUCAUCUGUUCCAGAGCCACACAUCCCAGCAGAACCCAAGCUGCCCUCACCCACCUCCCUCCAGCAAGGCUUCAACGGCCUCCACCUCUCCGCAGAGAGGAUCAUGGACACUAACCGGCUUAAACGCUCCUUCUCUUUGGACAUUAAGUCUGUCUACUCCCCUAACAGUCCCCGCUGCCCUAUCAUGGUGCCCACAUACUCUGAAGACGUCCCUAAGCUGUGCAAGCUCGAUAGCCCAGGAACUGGUACCUCUAACGGUGUCUGCUCCCCCGUCCUAGACAGCCCCAGCCCCUCAGAUUCUCCGUUUCCCUCACCAGGCAGUGGCGGCAGCAUUGGAGGUCUGGGGGGAAGUGAAGGAGGACAUCGUUCUGGUUCUUCUACAUCCAGAUCCAGGAGGAAACCCAAACACUCUACAAAUAGUUCCCCAAUCCACUCCCAACCACACCAACCUCCACAGUCCCUCAGCCUGUCGCUGGACCACAAGAGCCCCAGCCUGGACGAAAACCUGAAGGGCUCCCUGCUCCUGUCGCUCCCCUCCCUACCAACAGUGGGGUCAGGGGCCAUGUGGACCAAACAUAGAGACACUGUCCAGGCCACCACGCCUGUCACCCCUGUCACCCCCACCACAGAUGUCCCCUGGCACUUUGGGGCAGAGGAAGGUGGUGAGGGAGAGAUGGAGCUGGGAGGAGGAGGAGGAGGAGGGGUAGGAGGAGGAGAAGAGGAGUCUUCUGUGAGGUUUGGGAGCAGCUCAGCGUAUGUGGCGUUUGGGUGCAGUGAAGGCGUGCGGUUACGAGACAAAUCCCCAAGAGAGAAGCACUCAGCGCCACAGAUGCAGAGAGACCAUCGGGACUCCAAGUCGUCAUCCAGCAGUACGAACAACAGCGGGUCGUCGUCGGAGAAGCAGUUUAAGAGGCGCAGCUGUCAGAUGGAGUUUGAGGAGGGCAUCUCUGAGACGCGGUCUCGAGAAGAACUGGGUAAAAUCGGGAAACAGUCGAGCUUCUCUGGCAGCAUGGAGAUCAUCGAGGUAUCCUGACAGAUAGUGGACAUGACUGGAGCCGUCCCUUAGUGGCUAAAUGGACCUUGUUGGAGGGAGAGCCAGAAAAGGCUUCUUUGUGCUCCCCUCACAGACAGUGUUAAAAACUCUGACAGAGAGAAGGACAAAUGGAUACAGAAGGUUAGCGAGCAAGCUAGAGUUCGCACAUGGACAGAGAGAGCCUUUGACAGAGCUCUUCAAUAACCUAAACCAUCCUGAACUGGCGCACAAAUCAGAAGAAAAGUCUUGGGGAGUUUGGGGUGACUAAAGGUACUGAAACAACUUAUUUCUUUGAGCUCUGUCGCAGAUAAAAAGAAACAACCCAGAGGAAGUGUCAUGUUGCAUCCUUACUAUAUAGAAUAUCCUUAUUUUGACAGAGUUUGGACACUGCUUGCCUGCGGUCAAACGUGGUGUGCUUCAGUGGGUGUACAGCUUGUGAUUUGAACCAAGCCCUCCAUCUCUUCAUGUGUCAGAAAGGCUCAAACCUCGCACGGCUACGUCUGCCCCCCUCUUCCCCUACCUUGUGGCUCUGCCUGCUACAGACUCUGAAUCAACAUCAACGACAAAAGCAGAAAUCAUGACAGCUCCGUGUCCUCACAUCCUCACAGCACAAGGCAGAGAAAUCCUACGGACUUAAGUGAAAGGCGGUACUGUAUCUAACCAUGAAGGAUUGUCAGCAGUUUGCUGAAAAGACUCUUAGCGAUGGGCAGUGCCCCCCUCCCAAAGCACACUCUCCUGACUUUGGCUCCCUUGUUUCCAGUGUUAACAGCGUGAUGGGACUGAGGUUUGACGAGAAGCCCCUGACCCCCUCCCAUUGGUCCCAGUCACCAUGUAUGGUCACCACUGAGCAUGCACCAGAAAGGCUGACUACAGACAGACAAAUACUAUAUAUACAAUAUGAAUAUAUAUAGCAAUUUUAAAGGACUCCUAAUGGACUUUUGUUCAGUUAUAGUUUUAAUUUAUUGUAUUGGUUCAUUCUGGUAAUGAGAAAUAAUAUAAUGUUUUGUGGAUUUUCUUUUUUUUUCUCUUAAGUUGAAUUAUUAUUAUUUGCUGUAUGGUAUUUAUGAACACACACAAACAAAUACACACAUUCAAGAAAUUGAAGCAAGCAAUAUGUGCUGUUCCUUCUUUGGGAAGAGUGAUGAAUGACUUUGAAUUAAAUGCACUUUUCUGCUUUCUGAUGACAAAGUUCGGUCCCCCCUCCCAAACAGGUGACAAGAUUCUCCCAAGAGGCAAGCUCUGAGUGUAGUGCGUUCAAUUUAAAGCCUCUAUUUUGUAUUUGCAUAAUGGUAAACACUCCAGCUGGUGAGAUCUAUACGAUCAGGAUCUUUGUUUGGCCUUAGAGGAGUGUUUACACCAAGGACUCAUACUUACUUUAUUAUCUCUGAUCACUCAUGUACAAUAAAACAUCAUCUGCUGCUUUCAUGAGCCUGCAUCACAACAACUUUAUGCAAACAGACCCACGCUCUUUUACAAGUUCACAGACUUGCACAGUGUCCUCUCCGAGCCAGCAUCAUCAACGUCCCACCAAAGCUGAAACCAACCAACACAGACCCCCAAUACUGUAUGCACUUACACAUAUUUUCACACAUACGCAGCUUAGUUUCUACACACAUCCUUUGUUCAUUCUCAGGGGAUCUUUCAGUGAGCCAAACCCGGCACAGGGUUCACCGCUGCUGGUACAUCAGCACAAUGCAUGUCCCAAAAGCUCCCUCGCUCUUUUUCUCUUUUUGCUUUUUUUUUCUCUUUUUUAAUUUCCAAAGCUUUGAUACAAACAGCGUAACAAAACAUAAAGACAAAAAAAGAGGAUCUUCAUACAUUGAGGUGAAAAACUUUUGCUCUCCUGGUGCGAGAUGGUUAUUUAUUUAUAAUAUGAAAAUGUGUUAUUUUUCCUCUGACCCUCGAUUAGCUUUUCUCUCUGGUGAUCUCUGACGUUUGACCUUGAGCUGCUGAAGAAACGGUCAGCUCAGAUAGAUUCCUGCGUCCUCCCUGAGGCUCAAGCAUCCUCUCCUCUCCUCCCUCCCUAUAUUUUUAAGAAAUGUUGUUAGAAUUAUUUAUGACAUGUAACAAAGAUGAUGCAGGCUGUCCCAUUUGCUAAAUUGUUGUUAUCGAAUUAUUAUUAUUAUAUUAUUAUUAUUAUUAUUAUUAUGUUGUGUAAAUAGCAGCGCAUCUACGAACACUGUUGAAGUUAGAUGAGUUUUUAAAAGAAAUCCUGAUACCUUAGGCUGCUUGACGCAAAAAUACCUCAGGUUCUAUUGAAAGGCUUUUCCUUCCCCUGUACAUGUUUUGUGAAAAUGAGACAAAAAUACAGACAUGACAAAAUA
This is a messenger RNA of Cheilinus undulatus (humphead wrasse), 4919 nucleotides long. RefSeq names its product dual specificity phosphatase 8a (gene dusp8a). NCBI's taxonomy places the organism in Eukaryota, Metazoa, Chordata, Actinopteri, Labriformes, Labridae. Gene Ontology annotation, molecular function: protein tyrosine/threonine phosphatase activity; MAP kinase tyrosine/serine/threonine phosphatase activity. The record is from RefSeq and is a predicted model, not a curated record. Gene Ontology annotation, biological process: negative regulation of MAPK cascade; protein dephosphorylation. The coding region runs from base 535 to 2595 and encodes 686 amino acids. The transcript is spliced from 7 exons. Gene Ontology annotation, cellular component: cytoplasm.